This is a messenger RNA of Rhinopithecus roxellana (golden snub-nosed monkey), 2878 nucleotides long. RefSeq names its product FES proto-oncogene, tyrosine kinase (gene FES). Lineage: Eukaryota; Metazoa; Chordata; Mammalia; Primates; Cercopithecidae. The transcript is spliced from 19 exons. Bases 138 to 2660 code for a protein of 840 amino acids. Gene Ontology annotation, biological process: chemotaxis; regulation of mast cell degranulation; peptidyl-tyrosine phosphorylation. Gene Ontology annotation, molecular function: ATP binding; non-membrane spanning protein tyrosine kinase activity. The record is from RefSeq and is a predicted model, not a curated record.
ACAGGCCCGCCCCGGGGCCUGGGCCAACUGAAACCGCGGGAGGAGGAAGCGCGGAAUCAGGAACUGGCCGGGGUCGGCACCGGGCCUGAGUCGGUCGGAGGCCGCCCCAGGAGCAGCUGCCCGCGCGGGACAGCACUAUGGGCUUCUCUUCGGAGCUGUGCACCCCCCAGGGCCACGGGGUCCUGCAGCAGAUGCAGGAGGCCGAGCUUCGUCUACUGGAGGGCAUGAGAAAGUGGAUGGCCCAGCGGGUCAAGAGUGACAGGGAGUAUGCAGGACUGCUUCACCACAUGUCCGUGCAGGACAGUGGGGGCCAGAGCCGGGGCAUCAGCCCCGACAGCCCCAUCAGCCAGUCCUGGAUGGAGAUCACCAGCCAAACUGAGGGCCUGAGCCGGUUGCUGCGGCAGCACGCAGAGGAUCUGAACUCAGGGCCUCUGAGCAAGUUGAGCCUGCUCAUCCGGGAACGGCAGCAGCUUCGCAAGACCUACAGCGAGCAGUGGCAGCAGCUGCAGCAGGAGCUCACCAAGACUCACAGCCAGGACAUUGAGAAGCUGAAGAGCCAGUACCGAGCCCUGGCACGGGACAGUGCCCAAGCCAAGCGCAAGUACCAGGAGGCCAGCAAAGACAAGGACCGUGACAAGGCCAAGGACAAGUAUGUGCGCAGCCUGUGGAAGCUCUUUGCUCACCACAACCGCUAUGUGCUGGGCGUGCGGGCUGCACAGCUACACCACCAGCACCACCACCAGCUCCUGCUGCCCGGCCUGCUGCGGUCACUGCAGGACCUGCACGAGGAGAUGGCUUGCAUCCUGAAGGAGAUCCUGCAGGAAUACCUGGAGAUUAGCAGCCUGGUGCAGGAUGAGGUGGUAGCCAUUCACCGGGAGAUGGCUGCAGCUGCUGCCCGCAUCCAGCCUGAGGCUGAGUACCAAGGCUUCCUUCGACAGUAUGGGUCUGCACCUGACGUCCCACCCUGUGUCACAUUCGAUGAGUCACUGCUUGAGGAGGGUGAACCACUGGAGCCUGGGGAGCUCCAGCUGAACGAGCUGACUGUGGAGAGCGUGCAGCACACGCUGACCUCAGUGACAGAUGAGCUGGCUGUGGCCACCGAGAUGGUGUUCAGGCGGCAGGAGAUGGUUACACAGCUGCAACAGGAGCUCCGGAAUGAAGAGGAGAACACCCACCCCCGGGGGCGGGUGCAGCUGCUGGGCAAGAGGCAGGCGCUGCAGGAAGCACUGCAGGGGCUGCAGGUAGCACGGUGCAACCAGGCCAAGCUGCAGGCCCAGCAGGAGUUGCUGCAGACCAAGCUGGAGCAGCUGGGCCCCGGCGAGCCCCCGCCCGUGCUGCUCCUGCAGGAUGACCGCCACUCCACAUCGUCCUCGGAGCAGGAGCGAGAGGGGGGAAGGACGCCCACGCUGGAGAUCCUUAAGAGCCACAUCUCAGGAAUCUUCCGCCCCAAGUUCUCGCUCCCUCCACCGCUGCAGCUUGUUCCGGAGGUGCAGAAGCCCCUGCAUGAGCAGCUGUGGUACCACGGGGCCAUCCCAAGGGCAGAGGUGGCUGAGUUGCUGGUGCACUCUGGGGACUUCCUGGUGCGGGAGAGCCAGGGCAAGCAGGAGUACGUGCUGUCAGUGCUGUGGGAUGGUCUGCCCCGGCACUUCAUCAUCCAGUCCUUGGACGGCUCAGGCCCCCUCAGAAUGGAGGCUGUUGACCCCAGGUCCUCUGCCCUGCAGAACCUGUACCGACUGGAAGGGGAAGGCUUUCCCAGCAUUCCCUUGCUCAUCGACCACCUACUGAGCACCCAGCAGCCCCUCACCAAGAAGAGCGGUGUCGUCCUGCACAGGGCUGUGCCCAAGGACAAGUGGGUGCUGAACCAUGAGGACCUGGUGUUGGGCGAGCAGAUUGGACGGGGGAACUUUGGCGAAGUGUUCAGCGGACGCCUGCGAGCCGACAACACCCUGGUGGCAGUGAAGUCUUGUCGAGAGACGCUCCCACCUGACCUCAAGGCCAAGUUUCUACAGGAAGCGAGGAUCCUGAAGCAGUACAGCCACCCUAACAUCGUGCGUCUCAUUGGUGUCUGCACCCAGAAGCAGCCCAUCUACAUCGUCAUGGAGCUCGUGCAGGGGGGCGACUUCCUGACCUUCCUCCGCACGGAGGGGGCCCGCCUGCGGGUGAAGAUUCUGCUGCAGAUGGUGGGGGAUGCAGCUGCUGGCAUGGAGUACCUGGAGAGCAAGUGCUGCAUACAUCGGGACCUGGCUGCUCGGAACUGCCUGGUGACAGAGAAGAAUGUCCUGAAGAUCAGUGACUUUGGGAUGUCCCGAGAGGAAGCUGAUGGGGUCUACGCGGCCUCAGGGGGCCUCAGACAAGUCCCUGUGAAGUGGACUGCACCUGAGGCCCUUAACUACGGCCGCUACUCCUCCGAGAGCGACGUGUGGAGCUUUGGCAUCUUGCUGUGGGAGACCUUCAGCCUGGGGGCCUCUCCCUAUCCCAACCUUAGCAAUCAGCAGACACGGGAGUUCGUGGAGAAGGGGGGCCGUCUGCCCUGCCCAGAGCUGUGUCCUGAUGCCGUGUUCAGGCUCAUGGAGCAGUGCUGGGCCUAUGAGCCUGGGCAGCGGCCCAGCUUCAGCACCAUCUACCAGGAGCUGCAGAGCAUCCGAAAGCGGCAUCGGUGAGGCUGGGACCCCCUUCUCAAGCUGGUGACCUCUGCAGGCCUAGGUGCAGCUCCUCAGUGGCUCCAGCUCACACGCUGACAGCUCUUCACAGUCAUGGACUCCUGCCACCAGCAUCCACGCUGCUGGCAGGAUGCAGCUCCAUGUCUUCUCUGUGUCCCUGCUGCUGCCAGGGCUUCCUCUUCCAGGCAGAAACAAUAAAACCACUUGUGCCCACUGAA